AUGGCAUGGGAGGAAAAGUCACAAACCAGAACAAACCCACCCCAUUUUGAACCUUCCAGAGAUGAGGAAGAGCAGCUGGAGAAAGCUACAACUGCACCUCAGAGAGAUGAUUCCAAGCAUAUUUCAAUCCUUUGCUCUGCGUGUCAACAGGCAGUACGGCCACACCACCUGCAUGAGCACAAAAAAAGCCACAAAGCCCAAGCUCUGCUGGGCUUGGACAGCCCACAGAGAAAGGCUGACAAGGAGACACUUUUAGCUCAGAGACAGAAACUCAUUUCAAACUUGAUGAAGACUCUUAAAUAUUCUGAGAGAGACAGACAGAAGAUUGAUUAUUCAUUUGAAUUCCUCAUGGAUAAUCACACUCCUCCACAUCGUAAUCGGGCCAGGAUUAGCAAUCCUCCUACUUAUAAGAAAGUAAGUAAUUCUUUGAUAAAAGCAUUAUCAGUUUGCCAAGAUAAGAACUCCCCGUGGCAGGGAGACAUGGAAGACAGAUUUAUUGUGCUUGACAACUAUGGCAAUAGAGCAGAAACAAGUUUCCUGGGGUUGGUUGAUGGCUUUCGUGGUGCAACAGCUGCAGAAAGAGUUGCAACGGAGCUUCCGCUUUUAUUCCUCGACCAGCUUGCUCAAACAGAUUGCUCCUACAGAAAGAGUAAGGGUGAACAGCAGAUUCUGGAUUCUUUUGUCACAGUAAUCAAGGCAGACUACAGGGAGAAAGAGAAGAUUUUCUCUGCUAAAUCGAGCGCUGACAAGAGCAACACUUACGAAUGGAUCCACAAAGCCUACGCCAAGUCCUUCUGGAGAAUGGACAGGCUUCUGCGCCUGGGCAGGAGCGAGGCUUCCAGGGUUCGCUGGAGUGGCUGCUCAGCUGUCACCUGUUUGGUGGAAAGAAUGCCCAGCAAAGAGAGCAGUGGCUCCGAGGGAGAAGAAACCAAACAGUCUGAAAACACACACAGUCCGUUGUCCAAUUCAGCCAAAGGCGCUGCUGGGUUACUGCACAUUGCCAACCUAGGUAAUGCACAUGCAGUUCUGUGUAAAAAUGGAAAGGGUCACUGCCUCUCAGAAGAGCACAGCACUGCUAAUGUCAGGGAGAGGAACCGUGUCCUUCAGAAUGGUGGCAGCAUCAGCACUAAUGAACCAGAUGGAUUAGUAGAGGGGUACCUGAGAACUACCAGGGGUCUGGGACAUCAUGGAGAUCUCAUCCUGAAAAGAUCUGUUAUACCUGUACCUCAUACUGUAUCUGUCCCCAUUGAUGACACUUGUCAGUUUCUCCUUUUGGCUUCUAACGGGCUUUGGGAGGUUUUGGAUUACAAUGAAGUGCUUGCACUGACUCUAACCACAUUCACUCAUUACUGGAGAAUGUAUGAACACAUUCAACAAAACAGGAUGGCACCACACAAGUGUCAACACCCCAUGCUCCUCACUGAAGACAACUCCAAUGACUCAGAGGCUAUUACUGACCUGCAGGAUGGAGCAGAGAUUCUGUAUUCCCACAGAGACGUUUUGCUCAAUGACUCAAAAGGCAACCUGAAGCCAAAGCACUCUAGGAAGAACUUUUUGCAAAGUGGAGCUCCUAAGGGAACCGAGGACCACAAAAAUCAAGCUGAUCCUGCACUGUCCCUUUUCAGUAACCACCCAGUAAAUUCACAGAAUGGAGAGAUGGAACAGUCACAUUCCAAAAGUGGCUCUGAAGAACUGCAACAGUUUGAGGACAGAAAUGUUCAUCAAUCUAAGAGCUUUGUGCCACAGUCACAGACUACAAAGCAAGCAGCAGCAGACACUGACACUUUCUGUGUGACCAGUCACAGACACAAACAGCUGCCAGAGAACGUACUGGCAACAGGAUUUGAAGACAUGAAGCAACUCCCAACACUGACAAAAGCUUCCUCAUGUAAUUAUGACUCAGGUCCACAGCUGGCAGAAAAAAUGGACUCCAGAAUAUUUUGUGAUGAAUCUGCAACUUAUGCUAGCCAAGAACUGCUGAAGACUGUAUCAGCAGUGGGCUCUACACCACCCCCACCGGAGGAGGAUGACAUCAAAUCGUCCCCAUCCAACCGGGGGUCCCCAGCUGCGGGAAAAGGCAGGGUCACCCCCCAGACACUCUACGACCAUGCAGCAAGCUACAUCAGCGAGCAACUGGUACAGACUGCAUUAGCUGCAGGUUCCAGAGACAAUAUCACUGUUCUGGUUGUGCUUCUAAAUGGAUGUGAUAAGAUACCCAAUUACCUCAGCAUUUAAAAUUUCAUCAGAGAACAACUGCAGUGCCACAGUACAUACAGUCCAAGCCUAUAUAUAGCUGUGUCCUGUAUUUACUUGUAAUCAUCUUAAACGCUGACCCAUAUAGUGACCCAGACAGCUUGUCUGGAACCGUGCAAGUGCAGGCAAACCUUCUGAAACUCUCAGUAAAAAAACAGCAAUUGAAAAUAAAUAGUUUGU
Molecule: messenger RNA, 2433 nt
Organism: Dryobates pubescens (Downy woodpecker)
Lineage: Eukaryota; Metazoa; Chordata; Aves; Piciformes; Picidae
Gene: PP2D1
Product: protein phosphatase 2C like domain containing 1
Exons: 2
Coding region: 1-2235 (744 amino acids)
Biological process (GO): protein dephosphorylation
Molecular function (GO): protein serine/threonine phosphatase activity
Source: RefSeq, a predicted model, not a curated record